AUGUCUCGGAACGUCUUGACGCGUCCAGACAAAGUUCCCGCUUUGAUUUUAUGGUUCUUUGACUCUCGAGGUGGAUUCAGUCCAGGCAAAACCUCACAGCCAGUCGAUGAUUGGGUAGACGAGUCCGUUGCAAGGUGGCUUGAGCGUGAGACUCGAAUAAUGAACGAUGCUUGGGGGCCCGCUGAAGGUCGACAGGCGUUAGCGUUUGUGCAUAUCCCCCCGCAUGCAAUCCAGGCUGUACAAGCCACCCUGGACCCAGAUACUAACCCAGGUUUAGACGCCGAUACACUGGGAGGCGGGUCGACGCAGGCUACCGUGGACUCCAACGACCUUGGCAACGACGAGGUGUGGUGGAGUGCCUUGACGAAAAACGUAAAGAACUUAAGAGCAAUCGUUUCUGGACACGAUCACGGAAACGAAUGGUGUGCUCGCGAGCCAAAGGCAGAUGUAAUAUUCUGCUUUGACAAACACUCGGGAUACGGCGGAUAUGGCGACCGCUCCUGGGGCUUUGGCGUUCGCAAUUUCCUUUUCAACUCACCUAAACCUGAGGCCCCGCUGGAGACUUGGAUACGGCUGGAAUCGGGUGUUACGCGAGCGAAGGUGGUGCUGGAUUCGAAUUUCGAUGUUUAG
Pleurotus ostreatus (oyster mushroom) is the source of this 630-nucleotide messenger RNA. RefSeq lists its product as uncharacterized. Gene Ontology annotation, molecular function: hydrolase activity, acting on ester bonds. Gene Ontology annotation, cellular component: cytoplasm. The transcript is spliced from 5 exons. NCBI's taxonomy places the organism in Eukaryota, Fungi, Basidiomycota, Agaricomycetes, Agaricales, Pleurotaceae. The record is from RefSeq and is a predicted model, not a curated record. Bases 1 to 630 code for a protein of 209 amino acids.